Molecule: messenger RNA, 423 nt
Organism: Dovyalis caffra
Lineage: Eukaryota; Viridiplantae; Streptophyta; Magnoliopsida; Malpighiales; Salicaceae
Source: the annotation of a GenBank genome assembly
AUGGACACCUCAAUUGCCGAUAUAGAAUGGACAAUCGAUAUCGGUGCUUCGAAUCAUAUGACUCGCAAAUUCGGGAAGCGAAUUUCUCCAAUAGGCAAAACUCGGGAUCGGAGGAGUUAUGGCACCAACGUCUUGGACAUCCACAAAGCUCGCCAUCAAGAUUUUGCGAACAAAGAAUCGAAGAUGUUACAUUUGAUUCCUCUUCAAAUUGUGAUCAUGACCACUCUCCUAUACCUCGACGAACCGAUCGUUACGGAAUCUUUGACACAUCAUGAUAAUUCAUUGGAUACAACACCUCCAUCUCCCGAAGUCGCCAUCAUACUUGACACGGGUAGUUCCUCAUCCAUUUCUUCUCCUUUAAAUUCUAACUCUCCUUUACAUGUUGAACGAGUUCAACCAAGCAUCUCAUCCUAUGGUCACUAG